Molecule: messenger RNA, 3005 nt
Organism: Grammomys surdaster
Lineage: Eukaryota; Metazoa; Chordata; Mammalia; Rodentia; Muridae
Gene: Kcnk18
Product: potassium two pore domain channel subfamily K member 18
Exons: 4
Coding region: 81-1259 (392 amino acids)
Biological process (GO): stabilization of membrane potential; potassium ion transmembrane transport
Cellular component (GO): membrane
Molecular function (GO): potassium ion leak channel activity
Source: RefSeq, a predicted model, not a curated record
UCCCACCUUCCUCUCCCAGGCUGGAUGCUCCAGCCUCCUCUACACACUCCUCCUGUCCUACCCUUAGCUGCUCCAAGAGGAUGGAGACUGAGGAGCCACCUGAGGCCAGGAGAUGCUGCCCCGAGGCCCUGGGGAAGGCCAGGGGAUGCUGUCCUGAGGCCCUGGGCAAGCUUCUGCCCGGCCUCUGCUUCCUUUGCUGCCUGGUGACCUAUGCGCUGGUGGGUGCUGCUCUUUUCUCCGCUGUCGAGGGCCGCCCUGACCCUGAAGCAGAAGAAAACCCUGAGUUGAAGAAGUUCCUGGACGAUCUGUGCAACAUCCUGAAAUGUAACCUGACAGUGGUUGAAGGUAGCAGGAAGAACCUGUGUGCGCAUCUGCAGCAGCUCAAACCCCAGUGGUUCAAGGCUCCAGAGGACUGGUCCUUCCUGAGUGCUCUCUUCUUCUGCUGCACAGUGUUCAGCACAGUGGGUUAUGGCCACAUGUAUCCUGUCACCAGGCUCGGUAAGUUCCUGUGCAUGCUGUAUGCACUCUUUGGAAUCCCUCUAAUGUUCCUGGUCCUCACAGACAUAGGGGACAUCCUGGCCACCAUCUUAUCCAGAGCUUACAGUCGGUUCCAGGCUCUCCUUUGCCUCCCCCAUGAUAUCUCCAAGUGGUGCUCCCUCUCGCUCUGCCGGAAGCAGCCUGACAGUAAACCCGCUGACAAAAUCAUCCCUCAGAUUGUCAUUGAUGGCGAGGAGCUCCUGGACCCGCAGCCCAGCCGGGAGCCCGUGUCUCCGAGCUGCAAUGUAGAGCUGUUUGAGAGAUUAGUUGCCCGAGAGAAACAGAACAAGCUACAACCACCCACGCGGCCCGUGGAGAGGAGCAACUCGUGUCCUGAGCUAGUGCUGGGGCGACUGUCCUGUUCUAUUCUCAGCAAUCUGGAUGAAGUGGGCCAGCAGGUAGAGAGGCUGGACAUCCCUCUUCCCGUCAUCGCCCUGGUCAUCUUUGCGUACAUCUCCUGUGCCGCCGCUAUUCUCCCCUUCUGGGAGACUGAACUAGGCUUCGAGGAUGCUUUCUACUUCUGCUUUGUGACACUGACCACCAUAGGGUUCGGAGACAUCACGCUGGUGCACCCUCAUUUCUUCCUCUUCUUCUCCAUCUACAUCAUUGUGGGGAUGGAGAUCCUGUUCAUCGCCUUCAAACUGAUGCAGAACCGGCUCCUGCACACCUACAAAACCCUCAUGCUGUUUGUUUGCCAAAGGGAAGUUUCGCAACCUUGCUAAAAGGUGAGGGCUCUGGCAUCUCUGUGACGGACAGACGGACUGUCGGACAGACGAGAGCCCCGCAGACCUUCCCCACCAUGUUUUUGUACAGGGUUAGAACCUGGGCCGUGGUAACCUGCCAUCCGAGCUAUUGAGGCUUGGGAAACAACCUACAUGAGGAACAAGUGCAGUGUCGAGGUCCCUCAGAAACCUGGCCACACUGUUAUGAACGACAAGGGAAGGUCAUCUUCAUUGUUCCCAGUCCAAUCAGUGUUCCUGUCUGCCUGAAAGGCACCAUUUUAAAAACAUGAAAGAAACGAUGAUGUCACUGCUCUUUUUGUGACAGGAAGAAAAACAAAAAGACCUUUGUCAUUGGCAUUUGUACUUUGAGGGGAGUUAAAAUCUUCCCAAGUGGUGCCAACCUCCCUUGAUGAGUCGAAGUGAAUCUAGGUAACCCAUUUCCCCGAAUAACUGCAUGGAUGCACUUGACACCUGCCCCAGCCUGGCUGCUGACAUCACUAAUCGGAGUUGUCACCUGAGAGAAGUCUUCAUGGUCGGAUUCUAGUAGAGCACCUGUCUCACUGCUUAGCCCUUGGAUGGUGCCACCUGUGUGAAUUCGACGGUGACACUGUUGUCACAUCAGGGAUGGAUUGGUCCCCCCUGGGUGGAGACACUUGAGAGCUGCCCCUGAGUGGAUGAUAUGGAGUAGAUAAACCACCUGUGUCUUGGCAACUUACUCCCUCUGUGGACUGUCUUUGGCCAGUGAGGUAUGAGCCUAUGCUGGACCAGCUAGAAAUGACAAAGAGGGAGCAGCCUUCAUCCGUGACAAUGGGUGGACAGAUGGCACUGGCUGCCUUGCCUUUCCUAUGCAUUAGCUCUGGGCUAUGAUGUAUAUCCUCCCUUCUUCCCAGCCAGCUUGAGGUGAUCAUUAGCACACUCUGAAAUGGCCUCCCUAGCCUCUGGUCCUUAUUAUCCACCCCCCCCAUCAGGCUCUCUGGGGUCCCCGCCUAUAGAACGUACCCUAACUCACAUCUGUCUCCAAACAGCUUUGAGAGCCAAGGAGAGGACAGUGACAGGUGACAUGGAAACCUGGCUGGCAAGGUUGGGGAAGGAUAUAUGUCCUGUUUCCAUUAUUUGAAGGUUAUUGAAAAUUCCUCAUGGCUGCAUCUUGUUUCCACGAGAUGCUUGCAAGCUCAGAAACCUGAGUCCUGCAAUUAGCAAAAUUAGUUCCUGGGUAAGUGGUGACUGGUGUUACAGAGGGGAGCCACUGAGAAAUGCUGUGAGGUGGUAGUUUGAAAAGAAAGUACCUGGGACUUAGGGGCUCACUGCUAGCUGUUGCCAAAGGCAAUUUCUCAGAAGAGUCUUCAGUUUCUCCUUCUGGAUCCCUCUCCCUCUUCCCUGCAAGGAUUAAAUUCUAAAUUCCUUUGAUCCUUGAAGAUCUACCUCAGGCAAUAGAAUCAAUAAGGUGUGAGCAAGAGCCACUGCAAAGACAAAAGGCAGCAAGGUGAAAUUUCAGGCCAGUGCUUCUGGUUUUGCCAACUGACAUUUCCCAGGCUUUGUUAGUACUGGGAAGGUAUGGGAAAGCCCUGCAAACCCAAAUUCAUUGACGACUGCCCCCUCCAAGGGGCUCUCGAUGGAGCUGUCCAUGGGGCUGGAGGGUACCUAGAAGUUCUACAGAUACCCACCAAACACUGACUGUUUAUCCAGAUUUGCACAAGGAAACCUGAACCAGGUGAAUCCUCAGAGCAUCAGUGAGAUCAUGAGAGG